AUGUUGCGCGCUUGCCAUGAGAGAGAGAUUUCUGAUCUGGGCUCUGGCGGCCUUUUGGAGCACACAGCAGCUGCAUCUGAACUUCGGGAAAUCGAGGAUGCGGACCUUGCGGACAAGCUCGCUACGCUCUGCUAUGCAACGGAGACGCAAGGUUUGGGCCGAACCGUCAGCAAUGUGGGCGGCUUUCAAAGCUGCCAUCUACCUGCCUCACGCCAUGCCGUUCUCACCAAGCUCAUCUCACUGGUUCAAGCUCCCUUUGUGGAAUACUUGCGCAAGACUCGGCGUGGGCAGCCGCCACGACAGGUUUUGGCUCAGGACCUUUGUGUAAGCUGCCAGUGUGAACAUCUCUGGGUCAAUGUCAACCGGGCAGGACAACACAAUCGUUUGCAUGAGCAUGGCCCGCCUCUUUUGUCGCGGUCUGCAUCAGGCAUCUACUAUCCUCGCCAAGCCGAGGCCAGUGCUCCAGCCAAGGUACGUUUUUACGACGCAGGCCGCUGUGUGGAGGCGGCUCCACGUCCUGGAUUGCUGCUGCUCUUCCCCACGAACUUGCUACACGAGGUGGAUCCAGUUUGGCCUGGCAAUGGUGAUCGUCUGUCUGUGGCAUUCAACCUGUUUGUGCGAUGGCUCGACCAGCCAAUUCUAAUUGCAUCUUUUGCCGGAGAUGCAAGUGAAGUGAAGCGAUUGCUUGGCAGCGGUGCAGACGCAGAAAUUGCAGAUGCCGCGCUUGGUUUCCGGCCUCUUCAUGUCGCUGCAGAAGCCGGACAUGUGGAGGUAGUAGAUCUGCUUCUUACGGCUGGUGCUGAUCCUGAGGCUGUCACCGUCGAGGGCUGGUGUCCCCUAGGUUUGGCUGCAGCUCAAGGACACUUGCCGGUGGUGAAGUACUUGCUGGACGUACAAGGAGCGUCGCCCAUCGCGCAGUCCUUCGAGGCAGCAAUGGCCACGGUUGAAACUGUAGAUCUCCAGCAUGGCUUUUCUGGUCGUUUGGGGGCAACGGCCGUUGCUGCGGAGCGCGGCUACGUUGAAAUUGUCGAAUUGCUCACUGGCCGCUAA
This is a messenger RNA of Symbiodinium pilosum, 1050 nucleotides long. NCBI's taxonomy places the organism in Eukaryota, Dinophyceae, Suessiales, Symbiodiniaceae. The record is from the annotation of a GenBank genome assembly.